This is a messenger RNA of Perkinsus marinus ATCC 50983, 444 nucleotides long. RefSeq lists its product as hypothetical. The transcript has a single exon. Gene Ontology annotation, molecular function: DNA binding. Bases 1 to 444 code for a protein of 147 amino acids. Gene Ontology annotation, biological process: DNA recombination; DNA integration. The record is from RefSeq and is a predicted model, not a curated record. NCBI's taxonomy places the organism in Eukaryota, Perkinsozoa, Perkinsida, Perkinsidae.
AUGAACCCCAAGACUGAGGAUGGUCCAACUUAUAAGGAGAUCGAUUGUGACGAUCACUGGGAGAUGCAAGGGAAACAGCAGGACGCAUGUGGGGUGAAGUGGUGUGCAGCUCAUGAGAUAGCCCGUCGGAAGAAUGCUCUGAAGAAUGAUCGCUUCCGUCUGUUCCCGAAAAUACAGAAGAACAACUAUGCUAGAAAGUUGAGGGCCUUAGUCGACUCACAGUUCCCAGGUAUGGGCGAUCGUUGGUCAAUACAGAAUGUUACUGGGCAUAGCCUGCGUCGAACUGGCAGUACUCUUCUCAAGUUGUGUGACGUUCCAGAAAAGGAGGUGCAAGCGGCGGGUAAAUGGAAGAGUGACGCCUGGCUGAGCUACACCGCUCAAGCUAUGGAAAUCCGGUCGAGAAAGCACGCAAAAAUGAUUAUGGGAGACAAGAGAUGUAGUUAG